AUGACUGGUCCGAACUAUACCGCAGUCGUCCUUGAUCUGGGCCGAGUGCUCGUCCAUUAUACGACCAAAAACACGGUUGGCCUGUCGUCAAGCCAGAUUGCCAGCGCUCUAGACUCACCUGGCUGGCAUGACUACGAACGGGGUAAAAUGUCCGAGCAAGAGGCUUACGAUAAGGUCACGAGAGACUUCAACAUUGAUCUGGAGACCUGGACACAGGCUCUGGAGCAGAUGAGGGAUGGCAUGAAGGCCAACCUGUCCCUUAUAUCUGCCAUCAAGGACCUUAAGCAUACUUACCCGAUCAUGAAAGUCUUUUGUCUGUCCAACAUCCCAAGACCUGAAGUUGAGCUUCUGAAAGAUGAGAUCGAGAGUUGGGGAAUUGUCGAUCAGUUCUCUGCAUCGUCAGAUCUGGGAGAGCGAAAGCCAGACCUGGCGAUUUACAAAAAGUUCUUGAAGCAAGUGCAGGCACCUGCAUCAUCAUGCAUUUUUGUUGACGAUAAGGUUGAGGACGUGACUACGGCUCAGGCACUCGGCUUCAAAGGUAUCGUCUUCAAAGACAACGAUUCAUUGGUCAGAGUCCUGAACAACGCACUUGGCGAUCCUGUAUCCCGAGCCCAGAGGUUUCUAAGCCAUAAUGCAAAGAAGAUGUUCUGCACACUGAGUACAGGACAGGUGCAGCCUGACAAUUACUCGCAGUUGGUGAUUCUACAAAACACAGGAGAUUCGGGUUUGGUUGUCCUAGAAAACGAGCGAUAUACUUGGAAUUACUUCCAGGGAACGCCAACAUUUGGUGGGACGACUUAUCCUGACGACUCAGACACCACGUCACUAGCCAUGACAAUCUUGGAGUCAAUCCCGAUGGCUGACAAGGUUCAAGCAAGAGAUAAAAUCCUCUCAAAUCUAAGCCCUGAUGGACUCCCAUACUGCUGGUUCAGCAAGACUAGACCUCGUUUCUGCCACUGUAUAUGCGCGACCGUCUUUCGCUUUUUUGUCGUCAAUGACUGGCAAGACAAGCUUCCCGGGGUUUACGACUUUCUCUGCCAGCUCCUCGAAACAAGGGCCUACCUCCAUGGCAGCCGGUACUACGAAAGUCCAGAUUGGCUGCUUUACAUUCUCUCUGAUCUUUGCCGCCGUCGGCCCUCAGACCCGAACCUUGGAAAGAUGCGAGAACUGCUGGACAUAUGUAUACAAGAGCGGAUGGGCUGCGAUCGAAACGUCCUCAGCGCUGCGAUGAGAGUUUUGAGUGCUCAGUCUUUGGGCUUGAAGAAUAAUAGAGAUCUUGAGACUGUGCUUGAAGCUCAGCAGGUCGAUGGCGGAUGGGAGCUGGCGUGGCUGUGGGGAUACGGUUCGAAACCGCUCAAGAUUGGGAGCCGAGGUGUUGUUACGGCUAUGGCUAUGAAUGCGAUUCGGCAUGCACAGGCAUAA
Molecule: messenger RNA, 1422 nt
Organism: Fusarium mangiferae
Lineage: Eukaryota; Fungi; Ascomycota; Sordariomycetes; Hypocreales; Nectriaceae
Exons: 3
Coding region: 1-1422 (473 amino acids)
Source: RefSeq, a predicted model, not a curated record